GAAAACCAAAAUUUUGGUUGUGACUUGUGGCAGCUUCAAGAAAUUUUCUUUGCUGUGAAACUGCAAUUUAAAACGCUAGUAAACUGCGGCUUCGCUCAUCAGUGAACAGAAACGAUUGACCGUCAGCCGCUAUCUCACAACGAAGAAAAAAAAUGCAAAAAUACGAGAAACUCGAGAAGAUUGGUGAGGGAACAUACGGAACUGUUUUCAAAGGUAAAAACCGAGAUACCCUGGAAAUCGUGGCACUGAAACGAGUUCGUCUGGACGAAGAUGAUGAGGGUGUUCCGAGUUCGGCACUGCGUGAGAUUUGUUUGCUUAAGGAACUGAAGCAUAAAAACAUUGUUCGACUGUACGAUGUGUUGCAUUCGGAUAAAAAGCUAACUCUCGUCUUCGAGCACUGUGAUCAGGAUCUCAAAAAGUAUUUCGACAGUCUGAAUGGGGAGAUUGAUCCUGAUGUAGUGAAGAGUUUCAUGUACCAGUUGCUGCGUGGGCUAGCGUUUUGUCACAGUCACAAUGUUCUGCACCGGGAUUUGAAACCGCAAAAUUUACUUAUUAAUAAAAAUGGAGAACUGAAGCUAGCUGACUUUGGGUUGGCUCGCGCGUUUGGUAUUCCUGUUAAGUGCUAUUCAGCCGAAGUUGUAACGCUAUGGUAUCGACCCCCGGAUGUUCUGUUUGGAGCAAAGUUGUACACAACAAGCAUCGAUAUGUGGUCUGCUGGUUGUAUUUUUGCUGAGUUGGCUAAUGCUGGUAGACCACUUUUUCCGGGAUCGGACGUAGAUGAUCAGUUGAAAAGAAUUUUCAAAUUGCUUGGAACACCUACAGAAGACACUUGGCCUGGUAUUACUCAACUAUCAGAUUACAAGCCUUUCCCGCUCUAUCCUCCAACCACGUCCUGGAGUCAAAUUGUGCCCCGCCUGAAUUCUAAAGGACGAGAUCUGCUACAAAAACUAUUGGUCUGCCGUCCAACACUGAGACUGAGUGCAGAGCAGGCGAUGGCACAUGCGUAUUUCACGGAGAACUGAAAGCGAUUAUAGCAGUUGAAACUGUUUCUUACCAGUAGCGGCGGAAGCACCAGCGGCGGCAGUAGCAACCGAAAAUCGAGCAGUUUUUCAGCGGCAUCUGGAGUCGCGAUGGAUCCGAUUGAUGAAUAGUUCCGUUUGUCGAACGGUUUUGGUCUAUCAUACAGCAUCGCUGCUGUAUUUUUUAGUCGCCUUCGUCUAGCCGAUUGUAUAACGAUUCUCCGUAAACUAUUCCGCAGGAAAAAGCCGCAGCUUUUUUCUUAGAAUGUAUCAAUAAUCAAAAAUACAGUAGACUAAUAAGUACUAAUCCCCAGAAAACUACAAAGUACAAAUCCGAGAAAGUGUCGAUUUCCGCGAAACAAAAUUAUCCGUUAGCAGUGGCGACUCGUCCGCAUGUUCUACCCUGGACAGGUAACGAAAUUUAAUCUUAUGUAGUUCCAUUUUAUUUAACUACGAAACUGACGAGUAAAACGUUCAACACGACGAGCACGUUGGUUCAGCGAUCUCAUUGAACAAGCAUACCAAUUAAGCAUGUUGUUAUUCUUGAGUUCGGUUCAAUAGGACCAUUGAACAAAAGGAUUCGGAUCAUAGCUAAAAUUGAUACAACAGUUACGGUGAAGCUUCUCUUUCGCCGAUUGAAAAAUUACAUGAGGACAACAAUGGGGAAAACCGAGUUAUAAGUUUGAUUCUGAUGGCAGUAAGUUCCUUAACGAGCUUAUGCAAAUGCCCUCAUUUUAUAAGGAAAUGAUAGACGAAUUUGCUUGUAAAGUAAACCGUCGUAUUCCGUUGUUAUUUGAAUAAUGUUUGAAUAUGUUUGUAUGAUGGUUUAAGUAUGAAAUGCAAUAAUAAUAAAAGCUGCAUUUUGAUUUGUUUUUGUACCCACGAGUCACCACUGUCCGUUAGUGUGGCACGUAAUUUUCAGCGGAAGUAAAGUUUUAUACAAUUGAACAAUUGUAUAUGAGCUAUAUUUUACGUUUUGCAGAUUGAUUCAGUGUAUUAGCUUAGGAUAUUAUAUUAUUAACAAUUAGCCUAAUACUGACGAAUAGUAAACAUUAUGCAUAAUAGACAUACCUCACAUAAUCUCUAAAAUAUAAAUAUAUUCAUGGUCAUCCUCUGAUGGAUUGUAAGUGUAGCGUGUAUAAGUAAGAUCUCCCACCCGGUUGGUUUCGAGGUAGAAUACUGGCUUAAUCAACCAGUCAUCGUACGUUUUAAUCGCGACUGGGAACGACUGUUGUUAGAGUCAAUAGGGUCAUAGCAUUGGUCCAGCAAUUGUCCUGUACAAUCUGAAAUCUGUCGAAUAAAAAGCAGAAAGUCAGAUUCCGAAAAUGGAAUGUAGUAGUACCGAGAUUUUUCUAUGCUUUUGAGUGUUCACUUAAUAGGGUAUUUAAAACAUUUGUCAGUUAAAACUGAACUACGAAUUUUAUGCUGUCAUCACGGAUGACAGGAUGGCAUUCAAGUUGUCCAAAUAGGUCAUUUUGAAUUAGGUAUUAAAGGCUUUUGCUUUUGGAUAACAGAUCCAUGCAAAAAAUAGGGGAUCGUCCCUAGAAGUCAGUAAAGUUAGCGAAACAAGAAAAAAGACAAAAUUAGAGGUGAAUUCUUUCCAGCGUUGUCUCGUUCUAAAAUCCUAGUGAAGAACCAUCAAAUAAAAUUAUCAAGGAUCGUUUCAGGUUGGUUGAAGUUAUCACAUUCAAAAUUGGAAUUUGAUUUUUCAAGUCCCUUAUUUGAUACUGAGGUAUCAUCAAGUUAAGACAUUGGCGUCCAAUGAAAAGUUCAAGCUGUUGUUGCGUUGGCAUAUUAAUUAAUAGUUAUAGGAAAUAUGAAACGACGAUUUAUAACUAGUCUUGUAAACGCUAAUCUUGUAACCCAAAACCGGAAGCUGGGUCGCAUAAUUUAAUUGAAAAAUCAUUCCUAUUUCAUCAUGGUAAAACUUAGAUGCUUACCGGGAUAAACGAAAAUUAUGAUUUUAAUACGUGUGGUAUGCCAAACAUAAGUGUAUAACUUUAAAUUUGGGAAGACUAAUUGCAUAAUUCGAAGUUGGGUGAUU
Molecule: messenger RNA, 3063 nt
Organism: Sabethes cyaneus
Lineage: Eukaryota; Metazoa; Arthropoda; Insecta; Diptera; Culicidae
Gene: Cdk5
Product: cyclin-dependent kinase 5 homolog
Exons: 4
Coding region: 153-1022 (289 amino acids)
Biological process (GO): synaptic vesicle transport; protein phosphorylation; neuron apoptotic process
Cellular component (GO): nucleus; cytoplasm
Molecular function (GO): ATP binding; cyclin-dependent protein serine/threonine kinase activity
Source: RefSeq, a predicted model, not a curated record